Messenger RNA from Nomascus leucogenys (northern white-cheeked gibbon), 1072 nucleotides. It is a transcript of the gene PPIB, whose product is annotated as peptidylprolyl isomerase B. The record is from RefSeq and is a predicted model, not a curated record. Gene Ontology annotation, cellular component: intracellular membrane-bounded organelle. Gene Ontology annotation, molecular function: peptidyl-prolyl cis-trans isomerase activity. Gene Ontology annotation, biological process: protein peptidyl-prolyl isomerization; protein folding. Lineage: Eukaryota; Metazoa; Chordata; Mammalia; Primates; Hylobatidae.
ACCACCCACGAGCCCGCGUCGGUGCCCGCCCCGCAGGGGGACCUACUAUCCGGCGCCGAGCCGAAGGGGGAAAACGGCGCCCGCCGCCCGCCCGGAGCCCGCGAGCAGCCUCGGUCCCCCCUACCCGCGCGUGGCGGCGCCGGCUCCCUAGCCACCGCGGCCCCACCCUCUUCCGGCCUCAGCUGUCCGGUCCGCUUUGGCCUCCGCCUGUGGAUGCUGCGCCUUUCCGAACGCAACAUGAAGGUGCUCCUUGCCGCCGCCCUCAUCGCGGGGUCCGUCUUCUUCCUGCUGCUGCCGGGACCUUCCGCGGCCGAUGAGAAGAAGAAGGGGCCCAAAGUCACCGUCAAGGUGUAUUUUGACCUACGAAUUGGAGAUGAAGAUGUAGGCCGGGUGAUCUUUGGUCUCUUCGGAAAGACUGUUCCAAAAACAGUGGAUAAUUUUGUGGCCUUAGCUACAGGAGAGAAAGGAUUUGGCUACAAAAACAGCAAAUUCCAUCGUGUAAUCAAGGACUUCAUGAUCCAGGGCGGAGACUUCACCAGGGGAGAUGGCACAGGAGGAAAGAGCAUCUACGGUGAGCGCUUCCCCGAUGAGAACUUCAAACUGAAGCACUAUGGGCCUGGCUGGGUAAGCAUGGCCAACGCAGGCAAAGACACCAACGGCUCCCAGUUCUUCAUCACGACAGUCAAGACAGCCUGGCUAGAUGGCAAGCAUGUGGUGUUUGGCAAAGUUCUAGAGGGCAUGGAGGUGGUGCGGAAGGUGGAGAGCACCAAGACAGACAGCCGGGAUAAACCCCUGAAGGAUGUGAUCAUCGCAGACUGCGGCAAGAUUGAGGUGGAGAAGCCCUUUGCCAUCGCCAAGGAGUAGGGCACAGGGACCUCUUUCUUUGAGUGACCGUCUGUGCGGGCCCUGUAGUCCGCCACAGGGCUCUGAGCUGCACUGGCCCUGGUGCUGGCAUCUGGUGGAGCGGACCCACUCCCCUCACAUUCCACAGGCCCAUGGACUCAGUUUUGUAACAAACUCUUACCAACACUGACCAAUAAAAAAAAAAGUGGGUUUUCUUUUUUUUUAUAUA